This is a messenger RNA of Agrilus planipennis (emerald ash borer), 322 nucleotides long. RefSeq names its product dolichyl-diphosphooligosaccharide--protein glycosyltransferase subunit 4. Gene Ontology annotation, cellular component: oligosaccharyltransferase complex. The record is from RefSeq and is a predicted model, not a curated record. NCBI's taxonomy places the organism in Eukaryota, Metazoa, Arthropoda, Insecta, Coleoptera, Buprestidae. The transcript is spliced from 2 exons. Bases 109 to 213 code for a protein of 34 amino acids.
ACAAACCAACUCUGCCAACUCAACAUCAGGUGUGAAGUUAUUAGGUUAAAAUUUCCACGUACAUAACAACAUAGUUAUAAAUAAUAUAAAAAUAAAAUAGAAAUAACAAUGAUUACCGACGUACAUUUGGCUAUUUUAGCUAAUACCCUUGGAUUAUCCCUGUUCUUACUGGUUCUUUUGUACCAUUAUAUCAACGCCAAUUAUUCGAAAUAACCAGAUUUAAUCCUGGUUUACAAGAAAUCGCUAUUUGUAUAAAUGAACUUGUACAAUUAAUUAUGUAUUUCUCUUAUAAUUAAAGAAACUGUAUUGUUUUUAAAAUGUA